AUGACUCUCAGCAGCAAGUUGAAGCCCGCUGCGCGCGUUUCCGGAAGGCGACAGGAUGUUUGGUCCAUUGUCAACGAGGCUGCCGCCGCCUCGCCGAACCAGCCUAUUGUGAACAUGGGGCAGGGUUUCUUUGGCUACAACCCUCCAGACUUUAUCCUUAAUGCUGCUAAGCAGGCACUCGACCGCGUCGAGUGCAAUCAGUACAGCCCAACAAAGGGCCGUCCCCGUCUGAAGAAGGCCAUCGCCGACGCCUACUCCCCUUUCUGGGGCCGGCAAAUUGAUCCGGAAACCGAGGUCACGAUUACGACUGGCGCCAACGAAGGCAUGCUCAGCGCAUUCAUGGCCUUCAUUGAACCGGGCGACGAAGUCAUCAUUUUCGAGCCCUUUUUUGACCAGUAUAUCAGCAACAUCGAAAUGCCUGGUGGCAAGAUCACAUAUGUGCCCCUUCAGCCACCCAAGGACGGUGCCGAGAAGACGUCCUCUGCUGCUGAGUGGUCCAUCGAUUUUGAAGAGCUUGAGAGGGCCAUCACCCCGAAGACUAAGAUGAUCGUGCUCAACACCCCUCACAACCCUGUCGGUAAAGUCUUCUCUAAGGAUGAAUUGCAGAGAAUCGGCGACCUUUGCGUCAAGCACGAGAUUAUCAUCCUGUCUGACGAGGUUUACGACCGGCUCUACUACGUGCCCUUCACGCGCAUCGCCACCCUGUCGCCUGAGAUCGAACGACUUACCAUUACUGUGGGAUCGGCUGGCAAGAACUUCUACGCCACAGGAUGGCGCGUGGGCUGGCUGAUGGGGCCUGCCGAGCUUAUCCAGCACGUCUCAGCCGCGCACACCCGUAUCUGUUACUCCUCGGUGUCGCCUUUGCAAGAGGCCUGCGCUGUCGGCUUUGAGCAGGCUGAUAAGCAUGGAUUCUGGGACGAGUCCGUUGUUGAGAUGAAGGGCAAGAUUGACCGCUUCAAUGAGAUCUGGAAAGAGCUCGAUCUGCCUUACUCGGAGCCCGAGGGUGGCUACUUCGUCCUCGUCAAUAUGAAGAAGGUCAAGCUGCCAAAGGACUACCCAUACCCACCACAUGUUGCCAGUCGUCCACGCGACUUCAAGCUUACCUGGUUCCUCAUUCAAGAGGUCGGCGUUGCUGCCGUACCUCCAACCGAGUUCUACACGGACAAGAAUACCUGGAUUGCUGAGGACUACAUCCGGUUUGCUGUUUGCAAGCCUGAUGAGGUCCUCGAGAACGCCAAAGAGCGCCUGCGUGGGUUGAAGAAGUAUAUCGAAGCAUGA
This is a messenger RNA of Verticillium dahliae VdLs.17, 1278 nucleotides long. RefSeq names its product kynurenine-oxoglutarate transaminase. The transcript has 5 exons. Gene Ontology annotation, biological process: biosynthetic process. Lineage: Eukaryota; Fungi; Ascomycota; Sordariomycetes; Glomerellales; Plectosphaerellaceae. Gene Ontology annotation, molecular function: pyridoxal phosphate binding; L-kynurenine:2-oxoglutarate transaminase activity. Gene Ontology annotation, cellular component: mitochondrion; cytoplasm. Bases 1 to 1278 code for a protein of 425 amino acids. The record is from RefSeq and is a predicted model, not a curated record.